Terrapene triunguis (Three-toed box turtle) is the source of this 2484-nucleotide messenger RNA. Its product is annotated as Golgi apparatus membrane protein TVP23 homolog B-like. The coding region runs from base 45 to 668 and encodes 207 amino acids. The record is from RefSeq and is a predicted model, not a curated record. NCBI's taxonomy places the organism in Eukaryota, Metazoa, Chordata, Testudines, Emydidae. Gene Ontology annotation, cellular component: Golgi membrane. Gene Ontology annotation, biological process: protein secretion; vesicle-mediated transport. The transcript is spliced from 7 exons.
CUGGCGGUGACGUGGCGGGAGGCGGAAGUGAGGCGGCUCCAACGAUGCUACGGCAGGACAGUAAUGAUGACACUGAAGAUGUGUCACUGUUUGACGCAGAUGAAGAAGUAUCCACGAGAUCAAAAAAGUCAAAGAUAAGGCACCCAGUGGCAUCAUUUUUCCACUUGUUCUUCCGAGUCAGUGCAAUAGUUGUCUAUCUUCUCUGUGAACUGAUCAGCAGCAGCUUUAUUGCCUGCAUGGUGUCAAUUAUCCUGCUCCUGUCGUGUGACUUUUGGGCAGUAAAGAAUGUUACGGGUCGGCUGAUGGUCGGCCUUCGCUGGUGGAACCAGGUGGAUGAUGAUGGCAAGAGUCACUGGGUGUUUGAAGCCAGGAAGGCAUCGGCUCAAGGGAAAAAAGUUUCAUCUGAAGCAGAGUCCCGAAUCUUCUGGUUAGGACUAGUUACCUGUCCUAUCAUCUGGGUGAUAUUUGCCUUCAGUGCCCUGUUCUCAUUCAAAGUGAAAUGGCUGGCAGUGGUUACAAUGGGAGUGGUGCUACAGGGGGCCAACCUGUAUGGUUAUAUCAAGUGUAAAGUGGGCAGAAGAACAAAUUUAACCAGCAUGGCUACCUCCUAUCUUGGAAGACAGUUCUUGCGGCAGACUGUGGUUAAAGAUGACCAAGCCGAAUCCUGAAGACUGAUCCAAAAUUGGAUUGGAUUUAUACUGGUGAACAACAGUAAAUGUUUUCUGACCAUGAGUUUAGGAGCUACAUAAACUGUGUGUGGAUUUUUUUUUUAAAUUAAAUCUUGUAAGACUUCAGGUCAACUCUCAUAGCAAAUUACUCUCAGUUUUUCUGCAACAGUUUGCAUUUCAGAGCUCUUCUAAUAGUUUGUUUGGUUAAGGCACUUGAGUUAAUUCACCUGAUCUUUUAAUUAAAAGAAAAUCAUUGAUCUGGAGCCUAAAUGGGAACUAAACAGUCCGGGGUGAAGUAAGAGAUAAAACUACUGGGCAUCCUUCCUCAUAAUUUGUCAGUGUGAAAAAUGUAAAUGAGGCAGGUUUUAUAUCAUUCAAGAACUCCCCCGUCCCUCCAGCAGUUGCAUCAAAUAGAAAUUCACCCUGCAGAAUUACUACCUGCAGAAGUAAUUCUGCUGUUGGAGGUAAUUGCUGUCUAAAUCCCACUCUUAUUCUGUACAUUGAAAGUAGCUAGAAGAUGACCUGUUAGCAGAUGUUGGUCCUGAACCUGUUCCCAUUGAAUUCAAUGGGACUUCUGUCAUUGGCUUGGGUGGGAUCUUAAAGUGACAUCUAAGCAGCUCAGUUACUUUACUUAUGAAUGAUACUUCGAUCUUCUGGACAGCCCAAUUACCACCUGACUGAGAGGUUAUGCUGCAGCUUUGAUUCCACCUUGCUCAAUUUAUAUAAGUUUUGCUUCCCAAAUAAGGCAGGAGCUAGGAUGGUGUGGAACUAAACCCUUAGUUUAGAGCAUGAGAAUGGGCAGUGGGUUUCAGGGGAAGCCGUGCAAAAUACUAGCAGCAAAGUGAAGCUGUGAGUGGUUGUUGCCUGGCCAUCACUAAUAAAACAAAGUACUUCAUGCUGCCUUAACAGACCAUGAUACAUCUACACUGUGCCCAAGGCGGUAUCUGAGGCUCCCUGGGAUAGAUGGGGGGUGGUGAUGCCUGAUAAGUGCAUCAGUAAGUUUGCCACUGCAGAAAAUGGUGUAUUGCAGACCUGCAUUGACUGCCAGUCUGUCUGCAAAGGAUGGCACUGCUGUUAUUGGAGAUAACUGACCGCUGAUUCUCCCCCACUGGUACUAUAUAUAUAACACUACAUGCAUAUGUGACCCCUGUAUUCCACACACAUAGAGAAAUGCUCAGGCUCACUUGCUAGUAAAGUGCAGCUGAACAUUAUUAGUAGUUGAAAACAGCCCUCACUAAAAAUUCAGGGUAUGAUUCCAAACUUUUAACUGGCCACUUUCCUCUCACUCACUGUUUUGCUGGCAGGGUGGAUUCAUGCAAUCUGAAUAAUUCAUAUUCUGGAGCUGUCUAAGAAACCUAAUGCUUGAAUGCCAAUUUGGCAGAAAGGUUUACAUUACACUAAUCCAUGCUGUAAUGCUCCUCAAGUUGUGCCCGCCAACAAAUUCACUGGGGUUGGUAAGAAAUCUGCAUCUGCUGUGUGCUCGUGGACUUUUGGGUUAUGUUGUUCAGUUAGAUGGAGGAAGGUGACGUGUUUUGCUUGAAAAGCGGCGUCGAGAGGGGACCAAUUCUCCCUUAUCCUGUAACUCAGUUGAAGGGGGAUUGGUCUUUUACAUCAGAGGGGAGAAUAUAACCGUGGAUGGGUAUUUUUAAUUUAAAAGCAUAGUCUUUUUUUUUGGAUCUAAAUCGUGGGAUUGCAUUAACAAUGUUUUUCUUCCUAUACUAAAGCAAUAUAUUGAAAUUGUAAAAUCUCUUCAAACUCCAGCGUUGUACAUUUGUUAAACUCUUUGGACUAAUAUCUUUUUGUAAAUAAAUAUUUA